ACGUCCCCUCCCGUCGCAUCCCUCCCCUCUCGUGGGGUCCCUGUCAGCCAGCGCCUGCAGGGGACUUGUCCCGAGCUGGCCGGGAUGCAGGUCCCACUGCCGGGUCUCAUCCGGUGCAGGGCACUCCGUUUGGGGGAGAAGCUGCCAAGUCAGUCCACUCUCAGCGAGUCUGGGGACCCGGCUGACCACUCCUGCCUAAGCCCAAGCCCCCAGUGUCCGUCCCUUCCCUGGCGUCCAGGGCCCUCCUCGCAACACCACCCCCACCCCCGCCAAGUGACCCCGCCCAGUUGGCCCUGCCCAGGCCACCGCCACCGACCCACAGGCCCGGGUCCCCGCACCCCAGGCUGGAGGUGUCGGGGGUGCUCCCGACAGCAGGCGGCCAGCUGGUUCCCUUCGGGGCAGCCGCGCGCCCUCCCCCUCAGGGCUGUAACCCGAGCCGCCGCCGCGCUGCCCCGCCGCCUGAGCCCCGACAGCGAUUCCGCAGGCGCCAUGGGCCGCGGGGCCUGCGUCCCCUCAGCGGCGUCGGGGGCCCACGACCGGGCCCGCCUUCUCGGAGCCGUGCUGGGCGCGCUGUGCCUCCUCCCCACGCUCGUGCUGCUGGCCCGGCCGGGGGCCCUGGGGAACCGGCCCGUGGCGAGCGCAGCGCAGCCCUGGCUCGGGGUGGAAAACCAGAAAAUGCCGAAAGACAAAGGAGUCCCUCCCUGGAGGGAGCGCCAGCGCUCCCUGGAGCGCGCGCCCUCCCAUCCUUCGAGGUCCAUUUCCUCGCGGCUUGGGGACAGUCCCUGCUGCCUCCCCACGGGGCACUUGCUUCCCUCGAAGGGAGACGCUGUGCCCCCGACCGUGGGUGUGCUCACCACCCCAAGCCUUGGCCCGCCGCACCCCCCAGCGCCCCGCAGACGCCGCUACACGCUGACCCCGACCCGGCUGCACUGGGACCACUUCAACCUCACAUACAGGAUCCUCUCUUUCCCGAGGAACCUGCUCAGCCCCAGAGAGACCCGGCGGGGCCUGGCCGCCGCCUUCCGCAUGUGGAGUGACGUGUCCCCCUUCAGCUUCCGCGAGGUGGCCCCUGAGCAGCCCAGCGACCUCCGCAUAGGCUUCUACCCGGUCAACCACACGGACUGCCUGGUCUCCCCGACGCACCACUGCUUCGACGGCCCCACGGGCGAGCUGGCCCACGCCUUCUUCCCCCCGCACGGCGGCAUCCACUUUGACGACAGCGAGUACUGGGUCCUGGGCCCCACACGCUACAGCUGGAAGAAAGGCGCUGUCGCAGGACGAGCUGUGGGGGUUGCACCGGCUCUACGGCUGCCUGGACCGGCUGUUCGUGUGCGCGUCCUGGGCGCGGAGGGGUUUCUGCGACGCCCGCCAGAGGCUCAUGAAGAGGCUGUGCCCCAGCAGCUGCGACUUCUGCUACGAGUUCCCCUUCCCCACGGUGGCUGCCACCGCACCGCCCCCCAGGACCAAAACCCGGCUGGUGCCCGAGGGCAGGAAUGUGACCUUCCGCUGCGGCCAGAAGAUCCUCCACAAGAAAGGCAAAGUGUACUGGUACAAGGACCAGGAGCCCCUGGAGUUCUCCUACCCCGGCUACCUGGCGCUGGGCGACGCGCACCUGAGCAUCAUCGCCAACGCCAUCAACGAGGGCACCUACACGUGCGUGGUGCGCCGGCGGCAGCACGUGCUCAGCACCUACUCCUGGCGCGUCCGCCUGCGGAGCUGAAGGCCGCCCGCAGGGCUGAGGAUGCCGAUAAAGCAGUUUCUCGCUCACGUCUCCUGGCCCUUUUUUGGGAGGGUGGGCGGCCAGUCUUGGCCCACGGGGUGCGGAGCCUGCAGCCAGUUCCUUGCAGGGAGGAUGCCGUCCACAGAGACAGGCCGAGACGGGCUUCUCCAGGCCGGGCCUGGAACAGUGGGUAAACCCGAGGCCCAGGCGCCAGCAGCAUCACCAGGGCAGCGCGCUGAGCCA
Molecule: messenger RNA, 1963 nt
Organism: Lagenorhynchus albirostris (white-beaked dolphin)
Lineage: Eukaryota; Metazoa; Chordata; Mammalia; Artiodactyla; Delphinidae
Gene: MMP23B
Product: matrix metallopeptidase 23B
Exons: 8
Coding region: 85-1914 (609 amino acids)
Biological process (GO): proteolysis; extracellular matrix organization; collagen catabolic process
Cellular component (GO): extracellular matrix
Molecular function (GO): metalloendopeptidase activity; zinc ion binding
Source: RefSeq, a predicted model, not a curated record